AUGGCCACCAGAGAUACGAAACGCAAGGUACGGACCAAGAGAGCAUUUUAUAUCACCUGGCAUCUUGUGACGAGUGUAGCUAAACAUCGGGUUAUUAAUGGAGUUAGAAUUUCACCACCAUGGGAUAUCUCGCCCCGAGACCACGGAGAGUUGUCCUCUCCAGAGAGACAGCAACCCGGGCCUGGUAGGCCCCUCGAUGUGUUUACGAGUCGAGGUAUGGUUACCACUCCACCUACGACGUACGAUCGAUACUCCACCAUCCAUCCACCAAUAGCCCUGGAACCAAUUGGCGAAUUACCACGGCAAAACUCUAGUAACGGUUCGAAAGAUCCGUUCAUGUCUUAUCACAAUUCCAGGCUAUCUGAUCCUGGAAUGCCCCUUUCUUUGGAAUCUGAUCAUUCUAUGGGGCGUAUGAAGAAGAUGAAUAACCAGGAACAUGUGGACUCCAUCCCAAGAUUCCACUUGAGGCGAAAGCCCGGGAACAGGGAUGAGUUUGACGGACCAACACAGCUGCUCAGGAUGCCUAGCCCAGGCCCGGCAGCCACUGAAAUUCCGGAAAAGGACCUGCCACAUCUGCCCACCUCAUUGAAUGUACAGGAACAAGUGAAAAUUUUGUGUGAUAUCAACGACCGCUUAUCCCGGUGCGCCUUUGAUUUUGUGGCCAAAUACCAAUUCCCAAUCCCACUGGAGCCUGAGAAAUCAGAAGUAAGAACCCCAGAAGACCGUGAAUGGACUGAAUGGGUCCACUUGCUCCGGAGACUUGCGACUAAGCGCCGCAUUCCUGCGCGCGUUUUAUAUGAUGGCCAAAUAAAACAAUUCAUUACUGUACUCGAAAACUCUUUGGAAAUGCGCCACACAGCAAAGAACCAGUCGCGCCCAUUGAGAGAUGACCGAAACAUCUUACAACUUAUAUCCGCCGGAACACAGGUCGCUAAAAUACUCAAAGACGCCCCUGCGAUGGAAUAUUUUGAUUUUUUGUAUUCCCGAACAGAAAGGCAAAUCCAUGAGCGACGAAAUCAUACACCUAGUUUCUUUUAA
Nannizzia gypsea CBS 118893 is the source of this 1038-nucleotide messenger RNA. RefSeq lists its product as hypothetical. Lineage: Eukaryota; Fungi; Ascomycota; Eurotiomycetes; Onygenales; Arthrodermataceae. The coding region runs from base 1 to 1038 and encodes 345 amino acids. The transcript has a single exon. The record is from RefSeq and is a predicted model, not a curated record.